Molecule: messenger RNA, 2907 nt
Organism: Schistocerca americana (American grasshopper)
Lineage: Eukaryota; Metazoa; Arthropoda; Insecta; Orthoptera; Acrididae
Gene: fu
Product: serine/threonine-protein kinase fused
Exons: 12
Coding region: 351-2504 (717 amino acids)
Biological process (GO): protein phosphorylation
Cellular component (GO): cytoplasm
Molecular function (GO): protein kinase activity; ATP binding
Source: RefSeq, a predicted model, not a curated record
UUUAGGCGCGGGAUAUUUAACGAACAUCCAUUUGUUUAACACAUUUUAUAUGCCUAUAUGGUUAAUGGAAGUAGACGUAGUAAAUAGGCUUUGUGAUCAACUGCGAAUGUCUCUCAAUAGAAACAUUUCCUUUAGGCGCGGGAUAUUUAACGAACAUCGAUUUGUUUAACACAUAUUAUAUGCCUAUAUGGAUAAAGGAAGUAGACGUAGUAAAUAGGCUUUGUGAUUAAAAUUUAUGAAGACACCAUAGUUUCCUACUAGAAAUGUAUUUAAAAAUACUGAGAUAUUAACUGAAACGUGCUGCAAAAGUAAAUGAAAGACGCACAGCUCGUUCAAGUUGUAGACAGAAAAUGGAUGGUUAUGAAGUGUUGGGAUUGAUAGGUGAAGGAUCAUUUGGAAGAGUUUUUAAAGCAAAAAUUAGAAAUAAAAAUGAAGUAGUGGCGUUGAAAGUCAUAAGAAAGCGGGGUAGACCAGAAAAGGAAUUAAGAAGUCUGAGGCAAGAAUGUGAGAUUCAGCGGCAUCUUAACCAUCCGAAUAUAAUUCGGAUGCUGGAUUCGUUUGAAACCGAAGACGAGAUUGUUGUAGUAACAGAAUAUGCGGACAAGGAGUUAUCUGAAAUCCUGAGUAAAGAAGGAUACUUGCCUGAGGACCGAGCAAGAAAUAUUGCCUGUGAUUUAGUCUCAGCCCUUUACUAUCUUCAUUCUCAUAGGGUGCUACACAGGGAUCUGAAGCCACAAAACAUCCUGAUUGAAGGGAAUGGUACCGCAAAAUUGUGUGACUUCGGAUUUGCAAGAAGUAUGAGUGCCGGAACACAUGUGCUUACCUCCAUUAAAGGAACGCCCCUUUACAUGGCACCAGAACUCAUUGAGGAAAGUCCAUAUGACCAUAAUGCUGAUCUUUGGUCAUUGGGAUGCAUUGUGUACGAGCUGGUUGCUGGUGCCCCACCCUUUUGUACAACAUCCAUAUUACACUUGAUUCGUCUUAUUCGAUAUGAAGCUGUGUGUUGGCCAGGCUUUGUAACUCCUGACUGUCAAAGUUUCCUGCAGGGGCUAUUAGAAAAAGAUCCAAACAAGAGACUAACAUGGCCGCAGUUGCUGUAUCAUCCAUUUGUCAAAGAUGGUGUUCAUAUAAAAAAUAAAGAAGAUAUGACUGCUCCACUCACAGAUCCUCUGACAGAAUCACAAGAAGCUGCUAAAGAAAUACAAAGAAUGGACCUUGCAACUCGUGGGACUGGUCAUUCAGAGUUAAUGUCAAGGAUGCUGCAGAAAGCAGGAGAAGAUGAUUGCCAGAUGACUACUACAUCUCUGCUGGCAGAAGUUGGUGGAGUGAAAAAUACAAAACUGUGUAAUCGUAGCUACAUAGCUGCAAAUAAUAAACAUGGACCUAGUCACGUCAGAAAUCUGAGUGACCCAGGUGUUCCCAUGUUAUAUGGUGCUGCUUGCAUUGAAGAACAGAUGUGUGCCACUCUUACUAACUGGUUAGGGAAAGUGAGUAUCACUCAAGUUGAAGAUAAAACAACAAAGGAGACUCCUUUCCACAAUGUUUUGGACUGUAAAGAGGCUAAUGAAUGUUUUGAAGCAAAUUCUGAUUUCAAAGCCAUAUACACAGGUAACGGAAAAAGAGAGAGCAGCUCAGUUCCUGACAAAAGCAGAACAACAUCAGUUUUUACUCUCCAUGAGGAACGUGUCCCUAUAGAGAAUGAGGAAUGGCUAGUUUUCUUGCAGCACAGCAUGGAAGAAGUCAUGGAUGGUGAUCUGGAGUCACUCUUACUUGAAAGCUUUCUUGGUAUGGUUAUGGCACCACUGCGGAAUCCUCUAGCAAGCUGCCGUGUUGUGGAAUAUGUAGCAUGUCUCUUGAGUCUUCCAUUUUCCCUGGAUGAGAUAGGUGAUGAUGAAAUAGAUACGCUAGAACAGAUUUAUGCAGAUGUUCGUGUCAUACCUAAUUUUGUGCUUGCUUCAGUACUCUUAGCAAGACACCGGCGUUCUGAAACUGUUGACUGCGCAGAUGAGAUUCUGGAACUAAGUGCUGAUGAACUCCAGGCCUUGGAAGUUGUCAUGACGCUGCUUUGUCGCUUGGCAUAUGCAGGCAAAACUGAGUUGGAAUCACAGCUGUGUGAUGCGAUUGCCUUAUUGGGUGCAGUACCAUUGCUACAGCAUCUACUGCAACUAAGUCGCCGAAAGGUACGACUUGUUGCUGACCUCAUUGCUAUACUUGUUCGACUUCUUGCACAACUUCCCCUACAUGCACCUGCUGUUGUUGCUGAUGUACUACAUGGUGUCAACCUAUCAAGCCUGCUAACACACAACAGUCCGACCAUUCGCUGUCACUCUUGCCUCUUGAUACAACUUCUUGGCAAUCAUGACCCUAACACAUUACAGCGUCAGUGGAAUCAAGGUCUUCGUUGUGCUUUGGAACAACUGGUUUCUGAUGCUGAUGAAACUGUCAGCCAGGCUGCAAAAGCUACUACACAUGAACUACAGAAGCUGUCAUUCUGCACUUCCUGAGAUGGUAUAUGAGAGUACUUUUUUACCUGCCUGUAAUCUAGUCCUGUUAAAUCAGCUAUCUACUCUAAUGAUUACAUUAAGGGUACCUAUAUUGCACUGUCCUUUGAAAAUAAACUGAGUGAGGUGAUGUAGCUAUUAACACCCUGGAUGUCAAUUCAACAUGAUGGCACUUCAAAUCCUCAACUGACUGUCUGGAUUGUGGUUUUCUGUUGUUUCUCUAAAUUACUUAAAUGCCAUGAGGGAUCCUUUGAAACAGACACAGCCAAUUUCCUUCCCUGUAUUAUCGUAAUCUGAAUUUGUGCCCUGAUUCUGAUGACCUCAUCAUUAAUGGCCUGUACAAACCUAAUCUUUCAUUUUUUCCUUUCAAACAACUGUGGUCAUUUCAAAGAAAUGACUUGUGUAU